Messenger RNA from Pocillopora damicornis (cauliflower coral), 1645 nucleotides. RefSeq lists its product as uncharacterized. The record is from RefSeq and is a predicted model, not a curated record. NCBI's taxonomy places the organism in Eukaryota, Metazoa, Cnidaria, Anthozoa, Scleractinia, Pocilloporidae.
GACAUUCGAUUGAGGCGUCGAAGUUUAAUUGAUUGAGAUCAAACGGGUAAGUCAAAAUUUUCAUUGGGUAAUCAACGAUAAGAGAACUGGAACCUCCAUUUAAGAUGAUGUUCUUUAUUGUCGUGUAGGAGUUAAGUAAAUAAACUUUUGUCUCUGAAUAAUUUUAAGUUAUUAAAAGAUGCGUUCUUUUAUCUAAGUUCUUCUCAUAUUGUUCCAACGCUGGCGUGAAAUCCUUUUGUAAACAGAAGUGCUAAGUGUAAAUCCAUUAUAAAUAGUGCACUUUAUUGUGUCUCAGUACAUCUGCCAUUUCAUUGGAUUGUACGGUCGAUUUGUUUUCAAUAGUCUCUCAUAGAGACGCCUUUGUGUUUCAUUUUCAUUUAGAGUUGUCAAAUUUAGUCGCUGUCAUGCAAGUAAUAGAUCAGUGAGACACUAACAACUAAACGGCAAGUUGUGCUCUGAAACCUCCGCUUCUAAGAAAGAAGUUGUGGUGCUGCGAGGAAAUGUUUAUUACGGUCCGUUAUGGUGACGGCGAAGAAUCUAUCUUUAAUCCAAACUGUCGGACAAACAUUCUAUUAGAGGAUAUCAAACGACGCUGCAACUGCACAAAAGAUGCCACAGUAGAUUUGAGUGAUGAAUCGGGAAAUCUCAAGUAUUUAGCUAAUCACCCCAUGAGUUAUGCUACAGAGAUACUAAAAGAACGAGAAUCACUGGUGUUGAUAAGAGUAGAAAAAAAAAGUGAAGCUGAAGGUGAUAGUUAUACGCCGAUGCUGAAUGACAUGAUUAUUGUAACUCCACAAUUUUUAGAACGUCUUUCGAGAUGCGAGAGUGACAGUCUUAACGCCAAGAAUUCUCAGGCCAAACCAGUUCGAAUUAACAGUCCCUUAACUAAAAGACAAACCGGACUUCAAGGAAAAACCAAAACUUCAUUAACAUCAACAUCAGGCAGGAGUAAAAUAACAUCCAGAGAAAAAACCUCGGCACAGAAGCGAAGCAGUAAAGACAUGAGAUAGGGACGUAGAAAAUGAAAUAGCUACUGAUAUAAAAAUUUAAUGAAAACUCAGGACAACUAUCAAAACGUAAAGGCAAUCAAGUUUUAUUAACAGUACUUGCAAGACAAUUAUUCUAGCUAAAAAAGAUGCACAUUCGCAUUGAUCGUCACAUGAGAGGCGUUUCUUCACUAGGGGGAAAGGACUGGUGCAACAAUUUUCUCUUGAAGUUAACGACUUCGGCCUUGAAAUUCGCCCUCUGUUCUCAUGGGCUAGCACUAAUAUUUUUUUUUCCAAACCCCUGACACGUUCUUAAUUUGAGUAAACCAGAUAAAAUUAAAAACUAGAUUAGUAAAUAAAUAAAUUACUCGGGUCUUCUUGUAAAAAUCCCUUCAUUUUAUUUUUAUGACAUAAAAUUGCUAUACGAGAAAAAUGGCGCUUCAAAUUCCCAUACAGGAACUGUCUGUCAACUUUUUGAAAAAACCAUCUCGAGUCCAAAGAGUUAUGCGAAUAGAGGACAUUUUAUCGAGCCUCAGAAAAAACGGCAUAGCUUGUGGCUGGUUAGCCUGUGGCUGGUUAGCUUGUGGCUGGUUAGCCUGUGCUAAGUUUCCGUAACAGUACUCUUUCAAUUAGAAUAAAUAAAUAAUUGUUAAAUAUUG